Ceratosolen solmsi marchali is the source of this 1680-nucleotide messenger RNA. Its product is annotated as protein I'm not dead yet. Gene Ontology annotation, biological process: citrate transport; succinate transport; transmembrane transport. Gene Ontology annotation, cellular component: plasma membrane. NCBI's taxonomy places the organism in Eukaryota, Metazoa, Arthropoda, Insecta, Hymenoptera, Agaonidae. The transcript has 8 exons. The record is from RefSeq and is a predicted model, not a curated record. Gene Ontology annotation, molecular function: citrate transmembrane transporter activity; succinate transmembrane transporter activity. The annotation marks the transcript as partial.
UUACAAUUUGUAAAAAUAUAUUGGAAGACCCUAAUCAUUAUUAUUUGGCCAUUGGUGCUUAUUCCCGUGCUGAUUACUUACGAUUCUCCGGAGAUGAGAUGCGGAAUCGUUAUACUACUAAUGGCCAUGUUCUGGGUAACGGAAGCCCUGCCGAUGGGCAUCACCUCCCUGAUACCAUUGGUCCUCUUCCCAGCCCUCAACGUUCUCAGCAGCCAAGAGACUUGCAUCUGCUACAUGAACGACACGAUAAUGGUGUUCUUCGGUGGGCUUGUCGUCGCCAUCGCCAUCGAGAACUCAAAACUUCAUAUGCGCAUCGCCCUGGGAGUGAUGAAGUUUGUCGGCUGCAGCCAUAGGAGACUUCUCGCCGGCCUCCUCGUAGUCACAACUCUGCUCGGCAUGUGGAUAUCGAACAGUGCCUGUACCGCCUUGAUGGUACCCAUCAUCUUUACCGUUCUGCAAGAGCUGGAAAAGGAAGGUUUAACAAAAGUCUUCAUCGUAAAAGAAAAUUCCGAUGAUCCAGAAAAUGACAAACGUCCGUCGAAGAUAACGAAAGCUUACCUCCUCGCUACUGCGUAUUCGGCGACCUUUGGUGGUACGACGACCUUGGUUGGUACUGGUACCAACUUGACCUUCAAGGGUAUAUUCGAAACCUUUUUCCCGCGGUACGAUGGCAUCAGUUUUACCCGGUGGAUGAUAUUCGGCACGCCACAGGCUAUCGUUCAAAUAUUCAUCACCUACUUAUACAUGCUCACCAUAUACAUGGGAUUGUUUAGGCCAAAUAGCAAGGACGCCCAGGAAGCAAGGAUAGGCAUCGAGGGCCAAUAUAUCGCUAAUCGAGUCAUCGAGGAGAAGUACAAUAGUUUAGGAAAAAUGAGUUGGCACGAACAUGCGGUGAGCUUUUUAUUCUUUUUAUGCGCAUUACUCUGGUUCUUUCGAAAGCCCGGAUUCAUAAUGGGUUGGUCAGAUUUAAUAGACAAUACAACAAUCAAGGACUCAGCACCCGUGUUGUUAAUUGUGAUUCUCAUGUUCGUGGUGCCGAAGGAGCCAAGAUUUCUCAAUGCCUUCCAUAAAGAUGCAAAUAAGAGACCUAUAACAUCGUCUGAGGGCUUAAUUACAUGGAAAAUGAUUGAAUCAAAAAUGCCAUGGAGUUUAAUGUUUUUACUUGGUAGCGGUUUUGCUAUAUCCAAAGGUAGCAAUACAUCUUGCCUUGCAAAAAAAGUAGGACAAUUAUUAAUUCCACUGAAGAAUUAUCCACCAAUUCUGGUCUUAUUUUUAACUUUACUUUUCAUAAGUAGCAUCACAGAAUUCACAUCUAACAUUGGAAUUGCAAAUAUAGUGCUACCCGUUAUAGCUCAAAUGAGUGUAUCAAUCAAAAUAGAUCCGCUGUAUUUGAUGAUCCCAUCGACUAUCAUAUGUUCGUAUGCAUUUCGUUUACCAUUUGGUACACCACCAAAUGCUAUUGUUACCAUGGCAGGACAUAUACCAGUAACGAAUCUUAUGUUCACUGGAUGUGGUUCAACUAUUUACAGUCUCAUUGUUCUAAUAAUAAUGUUUCCAACUUAUGGUGUAUAUAUAUAUAAAAUAAGUGGUUUUCCAGAUUGGGCUAAUCCAGAAAUGGACCCAAUUAAAAAUAUGCACUGUUAAUAUGUAAUUAAAAUAUUGUAUUAUGUUAAUCAGUGA